UAGCGGCAGGUAGAGGUCACGCACAAAGCAAAAGAGAAGGACAGCGCAAGAGCAUUUGAGUGAAGUUCAGGAUUGUUUCCCUGCACCUUUUACCUGUCCAAGUGCUUGCAUAAUCAACUCAACAGUUUUUUUCCCAGUUUGUUCUGCCUUUAUUCUGCAAUUGCUACAAUUCCCAAAAUGUUGGCUGUCAGAAGAGCAUUGCGUCUCUGUCAAAGAGUGGCCCAUGUCAGUGUUUCUCGUCGCGGAUGCGCUGGAGCUGUUGCCCUGGACGACAUCGUGAACGGUCUGACCGAGGAGCAGAUCCAGCUCAGACAGACAGUCCAGAGAUUCUGCCAGGAGAAACUCGCUCCCUACGCUGAUGAGAUUGACAAGACAAACGAGUUUCCCCGCAUGAGGGACUUUUGGAAGGAGAUGGGUGAGCUUGGACUGCUUGGAGUGACUGCUCCAGUGGAGUAUGGGGGAACAGGAUUGGGCUACCUUGAUCACGUGAUUGUUAUGGAGGAGAUCUCCCGUGUGUCAGCAGCUAUUGCUCUCAGCUACGGCGCGCACUCCAACUUGUGUGUAAAUCAGAUGGUUCGACAUGCAAACCAGAAACAGAAAGAGAAGUACAUGCCAAAGUUGAUGACAGGGGAGUAUGUGGGUGCCUUGGCCAUGAGUGAGCCCAACUCUGGCUCGGAUGUGGUGUCCAUGAAACUGACAGCGAAAAAACAAGGGGAUCAUUACAUGUUGAACGGUAAUAAGUUCUGGAUUACGAAUGGACCGGACGCAGAUGUUCUGAUUGUGUAUGCUAAAACAGACCCAGAGGCAGCAGCCCGUGGCAUCACUGCUUUCAUUGUAGAGAAGGGCAUGCCAGGAUUUAGCACAGCGCAGAAGCUGGAUAAACUGGGAAUGAGAGGAUCUAACACCUGUGAACUCAUCUUUGAAGACUGCAAGGUCCCUGAGGAAAACAUAUUGGGCCCGUUAAAUAAAGGAGUUUAUGUUUUGAUGAGUGGCCUGGACCUAGAGAGGCUCGUCUUGUCGGCUGGACCUGUCGGCAUCAUGCAAGCUGUUCUUGACAAUGCGAUUCCUUACCUACAUGUUCGUGAAGCCUUUGGACAGAAAAUCGGUCACUUCCAGCUAAUGCAAGGAAAAAUGGCUGAUAUGUACACACGGCUUAACUCGUGUCGACAGUAUUUAUACAACGUUGCCCGUGCUUGUGACAAAGGCCAUUUCAGUGCUAAGGACUGUGCUGGGGUAAUCCUUUAUUGUGCUGAGAACGCGACUCAAGUUGCCUUGGAUGGAAUUCAAUGCCUGGGUGGAAACGGUUACAUUAAUGACUACCCAAUGGGGCGCUUCUUAAGAGAUGCUAAACUUUAUGAGAUUGGAGCUGGAACCAGUGAGGUCAGAAGAAUGGUCAUUGGCAGAGCCUUUAAUGCCUUGUUCAAAUAAGAGCAGCACUUUAACGAAUGAGUGUCUGAUCCUACACAGACUGGGUCGCUGUGGCUAGAUAUUUCAUUUUCAUCUGGCAUCCUAAUUAUAACACCUUUAUUAAUGUGAAGUGUAAUUGCUAAUCAUUUUCAAGAGUACAUCAUGGUGUUUUCUUUGCAUGUCAAAUGCUGUUAUAUCUAUGUUGUUCUGUAAUACAUGUUGAAGUGGUCUCACAAAUAAGAAUGAAUGCAAUAGUAAGAAAUGCAGAAACCUCACCUUAAAGUCAUUUAUGAGGACACACAGUUGAUUUAUUUUACAUAGCUGAACAGUAAAGUGCAAAUUCCCUGAAGAAAAAAAAUGCUUAUGAUGAUGGAAACACUUGCAGUUGUCUGUUUUUUCUUUUUUUCUAAGAAUAUGGUCACUCCGUGUAAGCUAUUCUACAUGUCAUCUCUCCCACACUAACAUCUUCAUAUAUGAACAAAGACACACAAUUCAAUAAUUGUCCUCUAUAAACUCUUUAUAGAGGAUAUUUAUUGAAUUGUGUGUCUUUCAGAUAUUCUUUUUCUCUUUAAUUUCUUUGUAUUUUAAGAUUUGUUUAAUUUUAAGGUUCUAAAGAAGUAGCACAUUUUUAAAUAAGCUGUCGUACUGACCAUCAUACCUUUGGGUUUUCAGAUUCCUGCCUUACUGAAUAAUCGCUUCAUGUAUUUAAAGUAAAUGAUUGUUUAGAAUAAACAUUGUCUUCCUUUCAUCU
Messenger RNA from Carassius auratus (goldfish), 2158 nucleotides. Its product is annotated as isovaleryl-CoA dehydrogenase, mitochondrial-like. The record is from RefSeq and is a predicted model, not a curated record. Gene Ontology annotation, biological process: L-leucine catabolic process. Gene Ontology annotation, molecular function: 3-methylbutanoyl-CoA dehydrogenase activity; flavin adenine dinucleotide binding. The coding region runs from base 178 to 1428 and encodes 416 amino acids. The transcript is spliced from 12 exons. NCBI's taxonomy places the organism in Eukaryota, Metazoa, Chordata, Actinopteri, Cypriniformes, Cyprinidae. Gene Ontology annotation, cellular component: mitochondrion.